Messenger RNA from Centrocercus urophasianus (Greater sage-grouse), 736 nucleotides. RefSeq names its product protein ripply1-like. Gene Ontology annotation, cellular component: nucleus. Gene Ontology annotation, biological process: negative regulation of transcription by RNA polymerase II; embryonic pattern specification. The coding region runs from base 51 to 704 and encodes 217 amino acids. The record is from RefSeq and is a predicted model, not a curated record. The transcript is spliced from 6 exons. Lineage: Eukaryota; Metazoa; Chordata; Aves; Galliformes; Phasianidae.
ACCAGUCGUGUCGUCUGUGUUGUCCGAAAGUCAGGGUUGAGCAACAUGCUAUGUGGAUAGAGAGUGUCUCAUCCUGCAUGAGAAUCCAGCAGGAAUGGGGCCAAGGGAUGUGUUCUCCUGAGGGUGAAUCACAGCUAUCAGCCUUCCCAUGUGAUGAUGAAAGGGAGGAAUGGCAGGUGACAGCGACACCUACAUCCCUAGGAGAGCCUGGAGGUUCACAAAGGACAGCAAUGCACUGGGCACAGUGUGUUAAUGGAUCGGGGGGUGACCUGCCUGCAAGUGGCACCUCGCAUCAAGUGCCCAGUCAGGAGCAGCACGAGGGGUGGGAUGCAUACAGACCCAAGCCACUCUGGAGACCAUGGCUGCCCCAGGAGGAAUUCAUGACCAGGCAGCAGAGGGAACAGAUGGACACUGUUCAUCCCCUCGAUGCUGCAGGAGACCACAGCACUGACAAAGCGCUAGCACUGUUCCGCCAUCCGGUCAGGCUUCUGUGGCCCAAAUCCAGGUGCUUUGACUAUCUGUACAGUGUGGCGGAGAAGCUGCUGGAGAACUUCCCGGUGCAGGCCACGCUGUGCCUCUAUGAUGACUCAGACAGCGAGGGGGAUGAGACCGAAGAUGACGAUGAAGAUGGCGAUGAAGGGAACGAAGGCGAGGCCGGAGGCGCUGUGCCCGCGCUAGGGGCAGGCUCCCCGCGGCCGGCCUGAACGCAGCACACGUGGCACGGGCAUGGAGGAUG